Molecule: messenger RNA, 504 nt
Organism: Ipomoea nil (Japanese morning glory)
Lineage: Eukaryota; Viridiplantae; Streptophyta; Magnoliopsida; Solanales; Convolvulaceae
Product: protein FAR1-RELATED SEQUENCE 5-like
Exons: 2
Coding region: 1-504 (167 amino acids)
Source: RefSeq, a predicted model, not a curated record
AUGUCUAGGCAGUUCAUGAAAGUGAACCGCAAACUUGAUUUUGGACAUCAAGCGUUCAUGGCUAAUUGCGCAAAGGCAAACGUGGGGACAAGUCAGGGUGUUAGGAUUUUAAAAGAGUUUGUGAGUGGUUAUGAAAAUGUUGGGGCAACUAGUGUUGAUUUCCAGAAUUCAAAACGCGACUUCCAUGCAUAUAUUGAUGGGUGUGAUGCACAAUAUUCUCUUGAUAAGUUGUCAAGGAAAAAUGACAAGUGUGCCGCGUUUUAUUAUAAGCAUGACAUUGAUGAGAAUGACCAAUUACGAUGUGUGUUCUGGGCUGAUCCGGUAGCUCGUCGCAACCACACGGUGCUUGGUGACAUUGCGUCCUUCGAUGUAACGUACUCGACAAAUAGGUACGCCAGGGACGUUGGAUCAUAUCUUUCGAGCAUGCGGGGAGGUUGCAUAUUUCUAGGAGUUGUUUCUGCCUCGAGGGGUAACGCAAAUGCUUUAGGCGUUGGAUUGGAAUGA